AUGGCGGGGGAAGCGGCGGCGGGGGAAGGCUGGCCGAACCCGGCGCAGACGCGGGGACCAAGUGACAAACUUGACAGCGGCAGAGGGCGCCGCCGGCCGCGCUGCGACGUCAGCGCCCCGCCCCCGGCCCCGCCCCGUGGCCCGCGGCCCGCGGCCGCGACCCGCGUGGCGGUGCGGCAGUGCUGCGGGGGCGCGGCUCGCUCCCUGGCCGCCGCAGACCUGCCAGAAGCAGGAGGGGGCGGGGCGACGCGGGCCCGGGGCGGGGCUCGUGGCCUCUGCAGAGGUGGGCGGGGCUCCCGCGCUGGCCCCGCCCGGGCCGGGGGCACCCGGCGCCACCCCGCCUCGCUCAGGGGUCAAGCCCUGCCCAGCCCGGGGCAGCUAGGCCGCCCGCUGCCGACUGGCCUGGGCACUCAGGUCCAGCCCCUGCGUGACAGCAGCUCUCCGGUUCCCGCGUCACCCGCGCUCUCUGGCUGCAUGGCGGGCCCAGGCACGCCCCAGUCCACCGGUCGCCUAGAGUCCUCUUUCUCUGUAGAAGCCAUCCUGGCUAAGCCCGACGCCCGCGCGCCGGUGACCUCCCCUCCGCCAGUCUCUUCCUGCGCGGCCCUGGGCCUCUGGACCGCUCCCUCUCAGUCUCCUGCCCCAGUUCUGCCCUGGGCGUGCCCAGCAACUUGGCUGCCCGCCUACCUGAGAGUGGGUGUCUACCCGCUGUGCCCACAGCCGGCUGUGCCUAGGCUGCGCAUGGCUCACUUCUGCGGCUUCCAGGGCCUCGGCGUCACAGGCUUGGAACUGGCUCACUGCCCAGGCCUCUGGGGCUCCCCGCACUGGACCCCUAGCGAGGACCUUCAGGACACUGAGAGACAUCAAAAGAGGGUUCGAACUAUGUUUAACUUGGAGCAGCUGGAAGAGUUGGAGAAAGUGUUUGCAAAACAGCACAAUCUGGUGGGGAAGAAGAGAGCCCAGCUGGCAGCCCGGCUCCACCUUACAGAGAAUCAGGUGAGGAUCUGGUUCCAGAACCGCAGGGUCAAGUAUCAGAAGCAGCAAAAGCUGAAACUGCCAGCCAUGUCUGCUAUGGCCACCUCCCUGGACGAGCCCUCCAGCAGUUCUGACAGCAGCAUCCAGAGUGAAGAUGUGGAGUCAGGAGUGGACAGCUGA
This is a messenger RNA of Marmota flaviventris (yellow-bellied marmot), 1152 nucleotides long. RefSeq names its product notochord homeobox (gene Noto). Lineage: Eukaryota; Metazoa; Chordata; Mammalia; Rodentia; Sciuridae. Gene Ontology annotation, cellular component: nucleus. The record is from RefSeq and is a predicted model, not a curated record. Gene Ontology annotation, biological process: central nervous system development; neuron differentiation; brain development. Gene Ontology annotation, molecular function: DNA-binding transcription factor activity, RNA polymerase II-specific; RNA polymerase II cis-regulatory region sequence-specific DNA binding.